CUCUCCCGCCCUCGCCCUCGGGCGCGGGCGACCCACCCUCUUCCGACCUCUAGCGCGGAGAGCAAGAGCCCGGAAUCGCCCCUCCAGCCCUGCACGCGCUGGAUCGCACGAGAGGCCGCGUCCGGAGCCCCGGAGUGUGCGCUGGAUAAAUAUUUACCAAGCGCCCACCGCGUGCCCAGUACCGGAACGAUAGCCGUGGGGAUGCGGAGGGAGGAAUCCGUGCCGGCCCUGCCCUCCUGGGACUCGCAGCUGGGACCAGGAAGGAGAUAACAUGGCAGCCUGGGAGGCUUGAGGCCAGGUUAGGAGCAGCAACCUGAAGUCUGCAGGCGCCAGCCAUUCCUACAUCGGCCUCAGGCUGGGAGACUCCACGGAUUCUGAGCUCCUGGCCAGUCAAGGCCCACAGAAAGGCCCGCUCCCACCCCACGCUCCUGACUUCUCCCUCAGCACCGAGGCUAGGCGGGGUGGCCCAGGGCCUGCAACUUGUGCAGCUGCCCUGGUCUCCUGCUGCACAGUCACCACACCGCAGUUCUUAAUAAACAAUGAAUCAAGGACCCCAUUUUCAUUCUGCACUAGACCCCAAACAUUAUGUGGCCAGUCCCACUGCCAAGUCCAGUGCUGGGCAGGAGGACACAGUGGAGAGUGGGCCGGUGUGCGGCCUCCAUGGAGAAACGAGUUCAGGCCCAGAAGACGGAGCAGGAGCCUUCAGCUCGGUUUGGGGACUGGGGCAGAGGUGUGCUUGUCCAUCACCUUUCUCCAGAAAGGGUGCUGGAGCGGGCAGAGGAGGCACACCAGGUAUGGCAUUGUGCAGUGAGGAGAUCUGACCCAGAGACUACUGGGGAGGGGCAGGAGUGUCACUGGUGUCCAGUGUCCAUCAGAGAAUGUGCAACUCAAAAGCCAGGGCACUUCAGCCUGUCUUAAGUGACAACAGGGAGGGGGAGGUGAAAAUGGUGAGGCGAUGGGGGUGGGCUGCCACUGACCUGCAUCCCAGGCAGAGGAUGUGGAGACAGAGAGCAGGCCUGCCGCCCAGCCCUGCCUGUGCCCAGUGUUGGCUUGCCGGACAAAGAGAUUGCUUCCUUCCAGAGCCUUCUCUGCCUUUUAACCCACCCUCCAAUUCUUGUGGGCAUCUCACUGGCAAGUAAGGCUGGUCCACUGCAGGGCAGCAACCCUGGGCACUGCAAUUUACAUAUGAUUUACAUAUGCUUGCCAGUCUGUCCCGGGGCCAGUCUUGUCCUCCCUGAGCGGCAGGGAAGGCCUUGCAGCAAGCUCUGGAGUUCUUUGUGCAUCUCCCCUGCGCCUGGCACAUGGCAGGUGCUCAAUAACUACCUGUUGAGUGAAUGGCAAUCAGCACAGGCAAACCUAAAGAAGGGAGGGGCCUGGGGGUUGGCUGGGGCUGCCGUGCAGGGUCCUGGCUAGGGAGACUCCCAGGCCCCUCACCCCCUCCGAGAAGCAUCUUUUCUCUGGAGACAUGAGAGAGCAGGAGCUCUCCAUACCCAAGCCCUGGGGAGAUAAGGUUCCCUCUGAACUCCCGCACCCCCUCCUUAGCCUUAUCUCCCUGUGAUCACGCUGGGGGAGGGGCAGCUUCUUUCAUUUUUCUGCUUCCUCCCCCAAAGAAGUCCCCAGAGCUGCGCCUGACGGUUGGGAAUGCCUGUGAGCCAGUGCAGAUGCCAACCUCAGGCCAGCACUGUGCUGCGGAGGGGCAGCUGGCGAUGGUGUGGGAGCUGGGGCACCAGGAAAGGCUUCAGGAUUGUUGGGGGAAAGCCUUGGGUGGGAGGGGGCAGCCUGGUGUAUUUCAGUUCUCCCACGGGGACCUGAAGCACCUGGCUCCUCAGACUGCUGUGAGCUUUCAGAAACUACGGGCACCAAGAACCCCCCCGGACAAACGCGUACCCCUUGGAUAAGGAGGAACGCGACCUAUCAGGACAGCCUCCUGAGUUUAACAGCCACAGAACUUCUCAUGACGGUCUGCUUAGGGGCAGGCAGGAGCCAAGCAGAGAAAAGCCAAACCGUCCUGACUCAGAGGGGAGCCACGGUGCUCCACAAGGGCCCAGAGAUGAAAGGGCCAUCGUGGCCUUCCCCUCCUCACUGUGGCCCUCAGCCCCCAGCUCAGGGCGGCCAGGGCCCAGGGACUCCCCCCCAGGCCUGUCUUCUUUCCCCAGCAGCCGGCACACCCCCAGUUGUGGCUCCCCAGGCCAGGGCACCCAGCUCUGGGCUCCAGGGCCGUAAUCCGAUCUGCCCCAGUCUGCUCCACACCUGGGCCUGCCUCUGCCAGGAUCAAAGAUGGCCUGGAGUGGGGAGGGGUGUUAUUGUGUCUGGGGCCCCAGCCCAGGGCCCACACCCCGGGCUCGCGGGCCUCCCAGCGCUGGGCCAGGAGUUUUCAUUUCAUCCGUCAUCCGUCACAUCUUGCAGAAGUGAUUUUGACCAAGUCAGCAUAUGUCUCCAAGGCGAUAAAAAGAAGAAAAGAAUUCUGCUGACACACACCGUUCUGCGAGGUGGGAACCUCAUCUUCACCCUCGGAAGGAAGGCAGGACUCUUACUCCAUCUGCAGCGGGGCAAAGAGAGGGGAGUUCAGCCAGGCCUGGGGCUCGGGGGGGGGCACCCAGCACAGCCAAGGGGGCCUGGGAGUCUACUCCCUCCACCCACCCCACCUGGCCAGGGCCAGAUGACCUGGACCUCUGAGCCAGCUCCUGCACACACUUGGAAAUCCUUGUGUUUUUGGAAAUCCUGCAAUCAGCCAGGAAAUCCACCCUGCAAAGGAAAUUGUUUUAGCACACCUGUCACGAAAUUCUCCAUCCCGCGCAAGGCCUUCACUGCACCGCAGAUGCAGAUUCCUGGUGCCUGCGCCUUCUGGGAUGCUUUUUGCACAAUUUUUAAAACAGUGAACUAAGAGACUUAACAUCUUCCCUUGGCCUUAUGCACUUGUGGCAGUGGCCAGUUCCAAAUAGAAAACUCAGAAAGACAGGUGACAGACAGAUACAGGCAGGAGUCCAGAGAAAGGCCAUGUCACCAUGGGUCUCCAGGGGAUGGCGCACAGGGGAGCCACGGUUUUGUUCAUUACCAUCAUGGCCGCUGUUCUUUCCUCUACUGGAGAAAGCCCAGUUUGGUUUGGAGCAUUAACUGUCUUUGGAGCAGUUGAGGAAGGAGCCCUUCCCUCUGCUCCUUCCAAGAGAGGACCCAGAGCCCCUGGCCUGCGGGAAUCAUUUGCUCCUUUGCUCCUGCAGCAGCUCCUGUUGUGAUUACAGGCCUCCGCCCACGUCUUCCUCUGCUCCCAGUGGCCUGCUCUGCUCCUCACAUCACCCAGAAGGCAGAAGAGAAGGCCGAGGUUCUCAAGUCCCAUAACAACCCCAGGACGAGCCAGGAUCCCAACCCACAUCUGUCUGCACAGCCCAGGUGCUCAGCGGCGCUUAGAGACCUGGGAGCCCCCAGGAUCUGUUCAAAUGCAGCUUCCCACAGGCAAGCUGCGGGAAGUCUGGGUGGGGCUGCCACUCUGCACUGGCCACCGGAUCCCCGGGGCUGCUGAAGCUGCUGUCUUCCCACUGUGUUGAGGAGCAAAGCUCUAGACCUCUGAAGUUACCCCUAACAAACGGAGACUUCAAAUUGAAAAUUAAAUAUCUGCACCUCCA
This is a messenger RNA of Ictidomys tridecemlineatus (thirteen-lined ground squirrel), 3620 nucleotides long. The record is from RefSeq and is a predicted model, not a curated record. Lineage: Eukaryota; Metazoa; Chordata; Mammalia; Rodentia; Sciuridae.